AUGCCUUUAAAGAGAAACAAGAGAUUACAAAUGAUUUCCAUAUCGAUUAUAAGUAUCCUAGUACUUAGCGUGGGCACUGGGGCCUUUAAAAUUUUAGUUUUAUAUCCAACACCGUCCUUUAGCCAUCAGCGAUCAAUUAUGGCUUUGACGGAGAGAUUAGUGAAUGAUGGUCAUGAACUGUUCGUCGUCAGUCCUAACGUAGUUCAGGGUUUGAAGCAGCACGGGAAUUAUACUCACAUCGACGUUUCUUUUGCGUACGAGUACGUAAAGGAUGCUAACAAAGAUGGCGAUAUCACGCCGCAUCUCAAAGCUACGAAAUGGGACAUUCCUAAAAUGUGGGUUUUUUACGCAAAAUUCACCGGAGAAGAAUUCAAAAGCGAAAUUUUCCUUCGAUUUAAACGGCGUGUGGAGAUGGAGAAACUCAAAUUCGACGUUGUGAUCGCGGAGACAUUUCUAAUGCCUUUCACAUGCGGGCUAUCCCGCCUCCUGGCCGGUUCCGCGCCCAUCAUCUCGAUGACCACGCUCCCUGUGGACUUCUCCGAGGACCCGUUGGGCAGUAUCACGCAUUUAUCUUUCGUCCCUUUCAUAUUCAGCGACUACACCGAUAAAAUGACCCUGUGGCAACGCUUGGAGAAUUGGAUCUCACAGCUUUACAUAAUGCGGGCGUGCAGGAGCACCAUGGAGGCGGCGGCGAGGAGAUUUUUCAGGGAGACGUUCGGGCCUGGAAAAGAGAGCUUGGUCGAUGGGUGCUGGAGUAACGUUAGUCUUUCGAUCAUCACCUCGAAUUCGCUCUAUUACUAUCCGAGACUCUUGGGUCCGAAUAUUCUUGAGGCUGGACCCCUGCAUCUGAAACCCCCCGAAAAAUUGCCGCAGAAUUUACAAGAUUGGCUCGACGGCGCUCAGAAAGGCGUGAUUUUCUUCAGCCUGGGGAGUAACAUGAAGAGUUCAAAUUUGCCGAAGGAAGCGAAGGAGAAUUUUUUAAAUGUUUUCAGUCAGCUACCAGCUGGCUACAGGGUGUUAUGGAAAUGGGAACUUGACGGGAAAAUCCCUGGACAGACGGAGAAUAUUCUGACUCAAAAAUGGGUGCCACAGGACAGCGUUCUAGCGCACCCAAAAGUAAAACUGUUCAUCACUCAAGGUGGACAUCAGAGUUUCCAAGAGACGGUGCACUACGGGGUGCCAACAGUGGGCAUACCGUGGUACGGAGAUCAAGAAUGCAUCGUUUCCAAAAUGGUUGACACUGGAACUGGUGUGCGACUUCCACCAUACGACCUGUUCUCUUAUGAAAAAGUAAAGGCAGCCAUCGAAGCUGUGUUGUUUGAUGACAGUUUUUCAAAGAACAUGAAAAGGCUUUCUGCCAUAUCGAAGGAUUUCUCAUCUCAGGCCAUGGAUAAAGCAGUCUUUUGGGUGGAGCAUGUAGCCCGGGUUGGAGGGGCGUCUCACUUGAGGCCAGCAACCGCCGAUGCGACAUUCUUUCAGUAUUUUUGCUUAGACAUUAUUUCCGUGAUCUUAGCUUCAAGUAUUUUAGUCUUGUUUGUGUUUCAUAAACUUUGCCGAAUUUUAAUUUCACUAACCGCUCGGAGUGAACCGGUGUCGAAGCUUAAAAAAAUUAAUUAAUUAUUUUACGAAGAGUUCCUAUUCGAAUUAUGCAAAUAAAUCCUAAAAAUUCACAUGCAACUGCA
Molecule: messenger RNA, 1682 nt
Organism: Bemisia tabaci
Lineage: Eukaryota; Metazoa; Arthropoda; Insecta; Hemiptera; Aleyrodidae
Product: UDP-glycosyltransferase UGT5
Molecular function (GO): UDP-glycosyltransferase activity
Source: RefSeq, a predicted model, not a curated record